UACUAGAUAAAAUGGUAUUUAAGAAACUAGGUGUUUCUUUCGACUAUAAGGAACAUAUAAACGAAGGAAAGAUGUGUAUUUGCAAGACACUCUCUCCAGUUUUUACAUUUCUGAAGCUUUUCGGCUACUUUCCUAUCAGAUGGAAGCACGAGAAACAUAUUUGCGUUUAUGAAAAGUCACCGUAUUGGUUAAUUUAUACCGCAUUCAUAUUUGGUCUUCAGAUAUAUUUGGUUUUUACUAAUAUCAAUUAUAAAGAUAUUGUUAAUACUAGCUCGCUUUUGUUGCUAUUGAACAAUUUAACAAAUGCAAUUUACGGUCAUUACAUCAUCAUCGUAACUGCAAUUCUUUUUGUUAAAUACCCCUCGUACAUCGAAGCAUUGAAUAAACUAAUUGCAACUAUAAUACCGAAGCUAUUUUGCCAAUCUGCUAUGAAAAGAGUUCACCUCUUACAGUAUGUGAAAUUGAUUUCACUAUUACUCGUUAUACUUUUUCAAAUUGCAACUUAUAUUUGGUUCAUUUAUUAUGGAAAAUUCGACGAUAACCUAAAUGCUAGUAACGUAAUUUACAGGUUACUCUCCAAUUUACCAUUUGUUUUUUAUUGUUUGUUAUUUACAAUAUUUGGAAUGAUUAUUGCUAUAUUGGUAUGCUUCGAAAAGUUUACUAUUGGUUGUCUGAAAUACGUUCCCGUACAUCCAAUGAAAGAUAUUGAUACAAGCAGUAAUUCAGCUGAUUUUAUGGGUGUUGUGCAUUACGAGCUUUGUACUGAAAAUCAUCCAGGAAUUCCUCAAGUGAUGGACCGCAGACCAGCUGAAAUUGUCGAAUAUUUAAGAAUUUAUCAUGAAGAAAUCAGCCUGUGCAUUUAUGAUUGGAAUAAAUGUAUGGAUCCUUAUUUUAUCUUACACACAAUAGUUGAAUUAGGAGUGCUUAUUAUCCAUUGGUAUGCCGUUAUAGCUUAUAUGGUUUACAGUUUCAAAGACGCUCGAGCACCGACGAUACAUUUUUUAAAUUGUGUGUUCGCAAUAUCACAUACUUGUGGUUUAUAUUUAUUUUUAAAAAACGCCCAGUAUAUGAAGAAUACAAUAUUCGGUUUGAUCGACUUUCUUUUAGAAUACUCAACAAGAAUAACCGAUCCAGAUGAACAUCAACAAGUCAGAUUUUUUAUAGAAAAAAUAAAGAAUCAUCGUCCCUUCACAGCCAACGGGAUAUUCACAAUUGAUCUUGGAGUUGCAGGACCGAUAUCGGCUAACCUGCUCACAUACGUAUUGGUGGCACUACAAUUUGAAAUACCCAAGGAAUAACAUAUUGGUCACAUUAAAACUAGCACUUUAUAUUUCACUACUAUAUUCACAAAGUUUGUUCCAGCAGUAUGCCCUAAUCAUUUUUCGAACUAUAGUGCACCACGAAUGUCUAUAAUCUAUUAUGAACCUGGACCCAAUAAUUGCUCCUGGAACACCAUCUUUAACACAGGUAGAAAAAAGAAGAAAAUCAUCAUUUUUAUUUUUAUACCGUUUCGUAAUCUGUUGAAUUUAUGUUAAACGAUAACGCGGGCGCGAGCGUAAAAUUGAUCUUAAUACUGAAUAAAAUCAGUUGAUUGCUGGAACGUAAAACUUUUUAGCCUAGCUUGAACUUGAUACUGUUGGAACAUAAUUUUCAUAUCGCCCAUGAAAUAGUUACAGAGCUUUAGUUCUUCCAAUACCAAUUGCAGAAGACAGUAAUGCGACGAACAAUCAACAUUUCAUAAAUACUCAAGGCACACAUACCACUGUUUACCAAUGAAAACAUCGAAUCGUGAACAUAACAGUCCUCGAUAAGCAGUUGCGUGCCUUGGUGAAAUUUAUUUGAUUCAUAGUUCUCUUUAAAUAAAUAAAAAUAUGACGAUCUUUAGACCAUGGGCGAAUGAAGAUAAUGAAAUUUCACAUUGUAGUGAGAACACAGCAAGUUAUUUUAAAUAUAUUCGAAUGUUUAAAAAAGGAUAAUAUUCAGCAAUCUGAUAAUGCAAUCAUAAUAUAAAUUGCUGAAUUAACUAGAGUAAAAAAAAUAACCGAAAAACAUGUAAAGAAUAACUGAAAUCAGUUGACAAAGCUACUCAAGAUUUUAUACGUAGGACAAUUUUAGUUUAUAUAAGGAGAACAGGGUGACCACCCUAGAAGUUAUACAGGAAAAGACAGCGAAUUAUCUAAAAUACAAUUAUACCAGUUUAGAAACAUUGAGUCAAGUUUUGUCUUCAUGUGAUUUUAAACAAUAAAACUGAAUAAACGAAUCGUCAAGGAUAGUUUGAUGGCAACAAGAUUAUUUGCGUCAGAUAAAAGUCUACCGAAGUUCUAAUAGACGAAUGGGGUACAAAAAGGGCUCAGUUCACGUCUGGUAUCCUGUUUCAACAAAACUCCCUAACAGGCAGGUACAUUUUAUUCGUCUAUUCCCAUUUUAAAAUUUAAUAUUCAGUUGUAACAUGUUAACGAGGUCCAAGUAGGACUACAAUUAUGUGCAUCUGCCUAAAUGACGGCGUAUAAUGCCGUCCAAUUUAUAAUGAUUGCUUUUUAAAAAAUACUUUUUCCCAUGAGAUAUACAUAUUAUAUACAUAUGGUAGAUCAAACAACCACAAAAUUGUCGGCAAGGGUUUUCAUGUAAGUUUUUAUAAUCUGCAAUUGAUUAUGGAAGAACUAUACAGAGAGUCUGCUGGAAUAAACCUCAUAUUUUAGUUUUGGUAACUUCGGUCGAGGUAUAGGGCUCAUACCUAUAUAUAGUGUUAGAGCGGUUUGAAGUUUAUCCCUUAUCUUUUUUAUGUAUUUGUCAUUAUCUCUAGUAAUAACUAACCAUUAUAUUGUCUAUUUCACUUUCUAGUUAUUAAUUAUUCUGUUCACUUUCAUGUGUGUGAAUAUCAUGUAUGCGUAUUAUUAUAAUACCAUUUUUUCGAAUAGCCCCGUGUGAUUAAAAAAUAUGAAUUUAA
Molecule: messenger RNA, 2947 nt
Organism: Diorhabda carinulata
Lineage: Eukaryota; Metazoa; Arthropoda; Insecta; Coleoptera; Chrysomelidae
Exons: 6
Coding region: 12-1298 (428 amino acids)
Biological process (GO): sensory perception of taste
Cellular component (GO): membrane
Source: RefSeq, a predicted model, not a curated record